Diutina rugosa is the source of this 1989-nucleotide messenger RNA. RefSeq lists its product as uncharacterized. Gene Ontology annotation, molecular function: protein binding. The transcript has a single exon. Bases 1 to 1989 code for a protein of 662 amino acids. NCBI's taxonomy places the organism in Eukaryota, Fungi, Ascomycota, Pichiomycetes, Serinales, Debaryomycetaceae. The record is from RefSeq and is a predicted model, not a curated record.
AUGGACGUUCAACCAGAAAAAACGCUACGGCUUGAAACGCUUCCAAACGAGAUCCUCUCGGAGAUUUAUGCCCACCUUGGGGUGGCUGACCUUUGUCGGUUCUUCCUCAAUCUCGAAUUGAGCAAGUUUACGGCGCGGUUGGCCGACCACCUCAAGACACUCGUGGUACAUGUGACCCCGGACGAGCUCAGCUAUGACAAUUCCCCCUGGAUCAACUUUUCCACAUACGCCCGGCUUCCCCCGUGUAAAAUUCUGGUAUGUACCCCGUGUGGCCAACUUGACCUUACAAAGUGGCACCUCAACCAAGUGAAAUAUUCGCAGUUGACGUUGCUGGUGCAACAUAUCCCUAAGUAUUACCUGGGCGUGGACCUCACCGGUAUCAACGGGCGUGUUUCCAAAGUUCUGAUAUUCGGGUGUAUCGAGUUAAAUCCUAAUACGAUCCCGCGGUCGGUUCGAAAGCUCUCCCUCGACGGCUGUCGGACCAAGUUGCCUCUAAACUUCGAGCACUUGACUCAACUUACCCACUUCAGGGCCAAGCGAUUCACUCCCGCUGGCACACUUGUCUUGCCACUGCUGGUGACUGACAUCGAGAUUUGCGACAACUUGAGACUCACAUUCAAUGCAACCCUGUUACCUAAUCUCAAAAACUUCAAAGGUCCGUUUUUCUACAUUAUCAAGGGGACGUGUGUUAAAUUAUCCUGUGUUUCGAGCGCAAACUACUGGUCACCAGAGAUGUGGAGGGAGAUGACCAUAACGGAUGGUAUUUGUUUUAAGGAGAUGUCGUCUACUCAACUUCAAGAGGUCGUUCUUCUUGGCCAACAUCAUGGUGUUGACGCGACGAACGUUUUCACCGACAAUCAAAUGAGUCAACUUACGAUGCUUCGGGCGCACACUUUAUCAGUUCGCGACAUGGAUAUGCUUUUUGCGAUGAAAGUGUUACAGAUAAAAUUUGACAAGGUUCUCAACCAGUUCACGCGCUUGCCCCCUAAUGUGGAUGAGUUUGUCAUGGUACUGUCGCAACCGGUGACGGGAAUCCCUUCCCAACUCAAAGUUUUUGGCUACAAGAAUCUUGAUAAUCCUGAAGUUAACGACAUAGUCAUUAACUCUGAAACUGUCAGAUACGUCAACAUUUUAAGAGCCAGAACCGUGACUCUUAAUUGUAUCAAACUCACGAGAUUGGCCGUUGCGGCAGUCAGGUCAGUCGGCUAUCCCAACGCCCCCAACAUCGUGAACUUAAAAGUGGAUGGGACCAAAGUCCCAUUAAAACAGUUUCCCCGACUUGUUCAUCUCUCGAUGAGAAAGGUAAACCAGGCGGUCGAGAUCAGCCACCGUCUCAAAUCGGUUAUUCUCAAAAGAAUGAAAUUGUCGAGAGUGGCUCUUACGGCGAAGCACGUAGAGAUUCUUCACUGCAAAUUUUGGUCAAACUUCAAGCGUCCACAGAUUGAGGCCAAAUUCUUGAAAUUGCUUGAUACCGUGCUUGACCGUGCUGAUGGCAUCAAAUGCCAAUAUCUUUCUUGUAGUAAGCCGGGACGAAUCGGUUCCAUUCCCAGAAUGGUGGAAAAAUUAUACAUCUCCUACCUCAAUGAUCAGUGGGUGGAAAAGUGUAAGGGUCGACGUGGUGGCAUUCCAAUUUUGGCGACGUUGGAAAGAUGUGAUAGGCUCAAAUCGGUGGAGAUCGGCUAUGCUGAUUUCAGAAAUCUCUACCACGACGGUAUUACACUCCCUUCGUCGAUACGACUGGUCGCAUUGUGCCGUGUCAAGUGGGGUGAUCACGCCAAAUUGCGAUUCACAGGGCUUACGCAUUUGGUGCAUCUUGAGUGUGACAGCGCUGCCACCGUCGAGCAAUUGGGCUAUCCUCCGGGCUCGCCGCCGCCGUCAUUAGUAUGCAAUGGGACGGUGACCUUUCAACCUCACUUUUUACCGCCGCUCAAGUCCCAGGAUAAUCAAUUACGACGAGUCUAUGAGAAAAACGAAUGGGAUGAAUUUUGA